Apis mellifera (honey bee) is the source of this 7548-nucleotide messenger RNA. It is a transcript of the gene Atg17, whose product is annotated as RB1-inducible coiled-coil protein 1. The record is from RefSeq and is a predicted model, not a curated record. Gene Ontology annotation, cellular component: Atg1/ULK1 kinase complex; phagophore assembly site membrane; extrinsic component of membrane. Bases 1817 to 6043 code for a protein of 1408 amino acids. NCBI's taxonomy places the organism in Eukaryota, Metazoa, Arthropoda, Insecta, Hymenoptera, Apidae. The transcript has 9 exons. Gene Ontology annotation, molecular function: protein kinase binding; molecular adaptor activity. Gene Ontology annotation, biological process: positive regulation of protein phosphorylation; glycophagy; autophagy of peroxisome.
CGACCAGGCCUGGACUCGGCAGUAAACAGCUGGCGACGCGAUGCGUCAGAGCAAAAUGUCGAACGGGACUGCGCCAAGCUAGUUGCCCCCCUACCUUCUCUCUUUGGCACGGUGCAAGAGCUUUAUAAAAGUGGACAUUCUCGGGCAAGCGUUCGGCGCAUUCGCGGUGAAAAUUCGGCAGCAACGUGAAGCACACAAGUGUCAGUAACAAUAUCUGAACGGGAGAUACAACAAAUAAAGGCAUAAACGAGAAAAUCCGUAGCGAAAGUGGAGUUUCUUUGUUUCGUGCUUCGAUCUCUGCGCAUACGUUCCCGUGCGAGUGGCGCAGCAUUGUUUGUGUGGUCGGUACGUCAUUCUCAGCGUAUACACGGUUCGUCACGAUAUAAAACAAGAUCCUGGCGUCCUGUGUGAUAUCGCGUCGGGUUUUUUCAUCUAUGAACAAGCAUAGAAUACUGUCGUUCGUGUCGUUCUCCGUCCGAGUCUAGACAACGUAACAGAGAUUCAGAGAAAAGAUUGUUAGCCUUUCGUGUACGCGCGAGUGCUUUGUUUUGACGAGCAGCUGAUCCGGGACUACUCGUUUAUCGCGUCGACCAGUCCUCCAUCGCUGCAACGGUGAUUCUAUUCCAACGAUUUUACUCGUGUUCGAUAUUCGUUCGCGUACACAAAAUUAUUGUACGGUGACUGCCUCGUAAACUGUGUUUAAAGAGAUCGUCGAGCCGUAGCAAGAGUGCUUCGUUACAUCACAAAAUCCGGAGGACGCGAUCGACCGAUACUUAGAGGAGCAACAGUACACAACCUAUACAAAAUAAUUUUCUUCGAUGACAGGCGGAUGACCAACAACACAAACAAGAAUUGUUAUUACGUGAUAUUUUAUGGUGAAGUGAUCGACUGUAGGAAACUUUUUCAAGUGUAUCAAUUAAUCUUUCCGUUUUCAAGGGAUUCUACGUUCCCAUUCGUUCUCAUCCCCUCUGGUCGGAACGAAAAUCACUCAGAGCCGUCCUGUAAAUAACGAUCGUGGGUUCAAGCGGACAGUAUAUCUCGGUCUGCCUGUCAUUUACCUAUCCGAUCGUCCGGACCUUUUUAAGAGAUUGUAACAAUAGCUUCCCUCCCAAAGGCUGUGGGAUUUCUUAGUUACCGAUGAUCUCGUGAUAUAUUACUUUUUCAUUUCGCUUCUACUAUUACACCUACUAUUAUUCUUUCGUGAAAUAUUUCAACGAAUCUUCAAAGGAGUGCUUGAAGGCAGCCAGAUCUAACGACACAAUCGCUGUUUUCCUUCGAACCAAUCUUAUACACGUUAUAUAUAUAUAUUAUAUAUAUACACACACAUUAUAUAUAUAUAUACACACUCACACACACGUAUAGUAUCGUAUUGAAUUUCUCGAGCUUUUUCGCUGUUGCUCGUCUUUUCGUUUACGCGCGCGACUCUACGCACGGUAUAUCCAGCUUCUACAUCGAUACUUGUCGAUCACGGCGGAAGAUAACGAGGAAACAACGUACGUACGAAACACUCGACAACGAGACGCGGUGCAAAGCUGGUCGAACGCUAGCUCGAGUUUGCGUGAAUCGACGACGACGACGAACGGAUUGGUGAUCGAUGCGGCAUAAACCCGAGGGGGCCGUACUCGCGAGCGCUGUGAAACGAGGGGUACGGCCCCGAUCGAGCUGACUACAGGAGUCGGCCUGAGGUGACAGCUCCUCUUCGUCGGGCGUCGCGAAUACCGGACGCCAAGAACCACCGAAUGCCAGUGGAGUCUUUUGGGCGGGCUGGCCGUUUCACUCUUGUCGUCGGACUAGAAGAAGCUUGACCGGCCCGAAAAUGCUGUAUAUAUUCCACGUGGACACCGGCACCACCAUCACCUUCGACAUUAAAUUGGCGCUGCAGACUGUCGCCCAACUGAAGGAAGCGAUCGAGAGGGAAUGCGGCGUGGUCUCGGCGCACCAGGUGCUGCUGAUGAGCGGAGGCGAAAGCCUGGAACCAACCGCGCGUGUGUGCUCCUACUCGGCCGGAACCGACACGAAUCCGAUCUAUUUGUUCAGCAAGGCCGCCAUUGAGAGCCACCUUCCACCCACGCCGAGCAUAGAUUACGGUUCCGAUGUCGAUCUUCAAAAUCAGAUCGACGCGUCGCUCGCGAUGCCGGCCACCUACCAGACCCUGAUCGCCCGCGCCCAGUUGGCGCAGCAGUGCUGCGGAUUGGCGCGGGAGCAGACGAGGAUCUGCGAGAGGCUGGUCCACGAUCAGCACCUCCAGCAACAGGGGUGGGCUGCCGUGGUCGCGAAUCUGGAGGACAUCACUCAGAUGUUCCAGUCACGGGCCGACCUCCUGCAGCAGAGCUUCGCCGUUUACUUGUCGGAGAGGCAGCGGCACAUGGAACUACUCGAAAACUUCAACGCGGACCUGGGCACCCUAGCGAAAAUUCCAAUCCUGCCAGCGCUGAGGGCCCAGGCGGAGGGUUUGCUGAGCCCGGACGAGCAACCGAGUCAGCCUGAGAAGGACACGGAGGGUAGGGAGAAGGUUCUGAGCCUGCUCCGGUGGAUCUCGGCGAAAGACAAUCAAAGCAGUUUGGAGCAGGUUGCGGAGCAGUGUUCGAGGGGUCUGGAGCAGUUCGACGAGAGGGUGAUGGAGGCGUUGAAGGCCGAGGUGAACGCGGCCAUAGACAGCGCGAACAAGCAGGACAUGAAGGAGAUCAAGGGGCUUGGCGAGAGGCUGUUCGCUUUGGAGCAGCUGAUGGCGCAGACGAAGAAGCUGGUCCAGGAGCAGGGGGAGCUCGCCCAGGGUUUCCUCCAGAACCAGAGCCGGGCGAACAACUUGGGCGACGCGAGCGUGCUCCCCGACCUGUGCACGUCGCACAGGCGCCAGCUGCUCGUCAUGCUGCAGAACCACAACAAGCUGCGCGACAUCAGGCGUAGGUGCACCAAGGCGAAGGAGGAGCUGUCCGUGAACAUCUAUCACCGGCUCAAGUGGAUCAUGUACGUGGAGAACAAGAUGAUGGAGGUGGACGGCAAGUUGGUCAUGUAUCACGAGAGCCUGAAACGUCUGAGAAGGCACCUCGAGGUGUUGCAGCAGAUCCAUCUCGCGCCCCAGAUGUACAUGAACGCCGUGGCCGAGGUCGUUCGUAGGAGAACGUUCUCGCAAGCUUUCCUGGUCUGGGCGAGCAACCUGGCCUGCCAAUUGCUCACCGUUCACAGCGAGGAAUUGGCACGUAGAAGGGAGUUUCAGAGCAAAUUCGACGGCCACUUCCUCAACACGUUGUUCCCAGGCCUCGAGGACACGCCACCGCCGUUCGCCACCCAGGCGCCGUCCGUUUUCGACAACGGAUUGCCAAAGUUGACGGCCGAGGAUAUGGAAUCUCUGAGAUCUCAGCUACCCGAUCUGGCGCUCACCAUCUCGUCGCCAGAUUUGAACAGCAUCACCCAGUUCUUCCUGUCCAAGAGUCUCACCAGCACGGACGAGAACAACAAGGAGAAGGACGGCGCCUCGAUGCGCGUGGACGCGGCCGCGAAGGAGCAGGAACGGGCCAGGGCGCCGAUGUUGUUCGACAGGGGUGGUUUCGAAUCGGAGACGGACACGGAGGAGUUCGAGAAGAUCGGGCAGGGCGCGACGGACUCUAAACCGGAGUCCUUCGAUGGCGCGAAACAAACGCGUCAGAAGCAAUUGGAGGUUGGUGCCUCGCGAAGCGUCUCCCCCGCUUCCUCGACCUCGACUAACGUAUCCCCGCUUAAUUCGAAAGUCGCGGACCUGACGAACCGGUCAUCCUCCUCGAGCGAGCCUGGAUCCUUCCAUUUUCCCAGUCUGUCCGUGAGCGAGCGUCCGGCUCAGCUGAGCCCGCUAACCGAGUGCGCCGAGAACGGCGAGUCGAGCUGUUUGCUUCACCACCGUGCCACCGUCACCACCAACUGUCUUCCUAAAUAUCACGAGACGCCGUCGAGCACGAUGCCCGCCGAGGAGCCAAACUCCCUAAGUCCGAAUCCUCCCUCCUCCCUGUCACGGUCCGUGAUGUGCGACGGCCAGCAGCAGCAGCAGCAGCAGCAGCAACGCCACCAGCUGUCGGGCAGUGGCGGUAGCAGCCCAUCCGUGGGAGUUGGGGCUACCGACUUCAUGGGUACUGAAUUUUACAUGGACGAGUCCCUGCCGAGCAGCCUCAGCGAGCAUCCCGCGGACGGCCAGCACCAGGCUAUCGUUUCCCUUCUCCAGGAGAAUCUUGGCAACACUCGGGAGGAGGUGGAGAGGCUCCGUUCCAUGAUGAAAGCGAUGAAGGCGGUGGUGCACGAGGCGUUGAGGUCCGUUCGCAAGGAGUUGGCCGUUCUCAGGGAUCGAUCGAGCGAGGGUGCGGCCGGUCUCUCGAAGACGACGGACCAAGUGCGCGAGGCCCUGUCGUUGUACGCGCGCGAGUGCGACCGCCGUCUUCGGGAGCGGGAGCAAGAGUUGACGGUGGACCACGAGCUCGAGAUGGCGGACGUGAAGAAGAUGAUAGAGAAUCGGGAGGAGGAGAUAUGCACGUUGAAGCGGAGCGUGAUCGAGAAGGAGAGCGAGCUGGCGGAGCACGAGCGUUUGAUAUCGACCAUGAGGCAAAAGUUGGAGAGCGAGCAAACGGAGAUGAGGGAUCUGCAAACGCGUCUCCACCAACAGUUGGAGGAGGCUUUGGAGCAGGCGCGGGCCGAGAAAGAGUCGGCGGUGAAGAACGCCAACGACGAGAGAUUCUUGGAGAUAGCGUCGCUCACCAACUCCGUCACGCAAUGCCAGAAACGUAUCCAAGAGUUGGAGAAGAGUUUGGACACGGCGCGCAGCGAUCAGAAGAGGAUGGUGAAGGAGGCGACCGAGAAGCUGCAGAUGGAGUACAAGAGCGAGUUGCAGUCGAUCAGGAGCCGGUUCAAGCUGAUGACAGCUUCCUCUACCAUGGAGAGCAGCCCGAGCGACAGCACCGACAAGAUCGAAAGACCAGACUUCAUCGAGUUGGCCGGCCACGUGUUGAGCACGGCGUCGCAAGACGCAAUGAAGCAGGAGAAGCGGAGCAUCGAGGACGAGCGUACGGACUGCGUGGCGAAAUUGGUGCACGAUCUGCGAUUGGCCACGCAGGUGAUCGAGGAGAAGGACAGAGAGAUGGAGAUGUUCAGGAGAAGGGAGGUAGCGUUGACGGACGAGUGCAAGCGUUACAAGAGCACGAUCAGGCGUUUGACCGAGUCGGAGAAUUUUAAGGGCGAGCCCGGUUUGCACAAGGAGAGCAGCGACGAGCAGCUGGAGAUGAGCCAGAGCAGCUUGGAGGAGGUUGCGAAGAACUUGGAGACGGAGAAGGACUUGGAGGUGGAGGUGUCCGAGUCGAAGAAGGUGCGGUUGGAGGCGAGCGACGACGAGCCGAGCUGCCUCGCGAGACGGCUCGAGAUGCUGGAGAACGAGAACAAGAGGUUGAGCGCCGAGCUGCAAUCGCUCCGCGAGAGCAAAGAGUCGGCCGAGGCGAAGAUAGAGGCCUUGGAGGCGGACAAGGUCCGGCUCGAGAUCGAGCUGGUGAAGGAGCGCCCUAGGAACUUCGCCGCCCCCGACUCCUCGUCCUCGUCCGAGUGCCGCGAGAAGGAUAUGAACGCCUCGGUGGCGGUGGUCUCCGAGUCGAGCGCGCGCAGGGACGCGGCGACCAGCCCCAAGCCGCAGCGCCGAUGCGGCUGCACCACGUGCCUCACCCACGUCCAGAAGAAGAUGCAGAAGACGGCUACGAAGCUCGUCGAGAUGGGCCACAUCACCGCGACCAGCUGCGAUCCCGGGGAUAACGUGUUGAUGUUCUGGGAUCCGACCCACGGCACGUACACGUUGUACCAGGAGUCGACGACACUCUACUUCCUCAACACGGAUUCCUCUUCCGAGUUGGAUCUCGGCUCGAAUCCCGACGAGACGAAGAAUACUCAGAGCAUCGUCGAGGUUGUGGAUAAACAGUACUGUCACGCUAGAAAGUCAGAGAAUCGAUAUCGCGUACGACGCGGUACCAAAUUCUAUCGCGUGGUCGUGAAACCUGUGAGCAACAGUGCAGCUAUGUUGGCGAGCGUUCAGCAAGAAUAGAAUAGGAGGAAAAAGGAUAAGCAGAGAGAGAGAGCGCGAGAGAGAGAGAGCGAGAGAGAGCGAGAGAGAGCGUGUGAGAGAGAGAGAGAGAGAGAGGGGUCCGUCGAUUCUCCGCCAAUUCGAUAAACCCUGUGACCGCGGAUCCGCGUCGCGGGAAACUUGAACACUUGUGGCCUUGCACGUUCAGUUCAUCCGACACGCAAUUCAACCGGCACGGAUCCUUAGCAUACACGAUGUUCGCGAUCAUCCGGAAUUAUUAUUCUCGGAUCAAGGCCAAAACCUGCCAGACCUAUAUAUAUAUACAUAUAUAUAGACGCAUCCUUGAAUCAGUCGAAUCGCCGGAAGAGGAGGGAAAUCCCUCUUUGAGGGAUCGAGAGAAAAAGGUACAGGGAGGGGGCUAUCUCGUUCCAGGAAAGAAUCGAAUCGAAAGAGGAUCAGGGGAGAAAAGGAUGCGCUGGCGUUUCAUUGUGAUAUAAAUAAUAAUUUUUAAAAACGAGCGAAACAUAUUUGCCGAAUGCUGUGGUUAGCUGUGAAGCGUAACGAUGUUUGUAUUUCCGUUUUCGGUUUUCUCUUUUAUUUUUUUCGUUUCAGACGAGACCGAACGUGAGAAUGAGGCAAGAAAGAAAGGGGAGGAAAGAAUGCGCGCGUAUGAGUCUGUGCGUGUGUGUGUGUGUGAGAGAGAGAGAAAGAGAGACGAUAAUGAGGAAAAAAAAAGCAACCGCGAAUACAUAUAUAUAUAUAUAACGUUAUUACGACGAACAAUUAAACUUUCAUCAUAAAUGAUAUUCUUCUCGAUAGGUUGAUCGCGUGCAAGGGAGAAAAAGUUAUUACAGCGUGCAAGAGCGGAAGAGAGAGUUGUUCUUUUUUUUUAUUUUUUGAUUUUCGAUACACGAGAGAGGCGAAAUUUAUUUGUCAUUCGAUUCUAAAACUAUUCGAAGCUAUUAUUACUAUUACGAUUACGAUAAACUACUAUUACUAUUACUAUUACUAUUAUCUUUGCACUUGAGACAAAAUGACGAAAAAAGAAAAAAAGAAACGAAGAAAAAUCGUAGCGCAGUAAGCUUUGGAAGGAAACGGGCGAAAACAAAGGGGGGGAAGGGGGAGGGAAAGAAAGAAGUAAACGAAGAAGUAAAGCGAGAAGUAAAGUAAGGUAUAAACGAAAAUCACGAAUGCUUUGUAUAUGCAAACUAUAAUAUUAUAUAUUAUAUAUGUGAUAUAUAUAAUAUAUAUUAAAUAUAUAAACUCGGUUGUACACGGUUUAUUGGGUAACCGAAAACAUGAUCGGAUACCGAUACGUGCAAUAUUCGUGUACGUAAAGUAUAAACACACGCGCAUACACACACACACACAGUCACACACACGCAUACACAUAGGUCCUAUAUAAGCCGAAGUCUUUAAGAUUUUAUAUAAAACGAAAUAAUCGUGCGUCGUUUCAUUUUUUCGGGGCACGCAUCUUUGACAUAUUAGACAGUUCGUUUAAUUUAGGGGAAAAAGGAAAAAAAAAA